AUGAUGGACAAAUCCUUCUCCGACUCAAAUUUAAAUGUAACUGCAACUGACUCUAACAAGACACCGCCUAACUUCAUAUCUCAGCGAAUAAAAAGAAAAAGAGAUGAUGACUUUUUUGAAGAAAUGGACAAAUUCAGAGAGGAAAUAAAAUUGAUGAUUCAUUCAAUGUUAGCACCACAAAAUACUGAACUAAGUAAGAUUUCUCCCACAUUGAUUGAAAUACAGCAAAUUAACAAAAAUAUUGAAAAUUCGAUUACCUUCUUAACGUCGCAAAAUAAAGAACUGCAAGGGAAAAUAGAACAGUAUGAAAUACAAGCUAAAAGAGACCGAGAACAUAUUACUUUGCUUGAAGAUAAAAUCGAGGAGCUACAGAGACUGGACAGGAAAAAUAAUUUGGAGAUAAAAAAUGUCCCAAAAGCGAAGAAUGAAACAAAGGAUGGACUAGUGAAUAUGGUACUCUCUCUAUCUAAGAAUGUUGGCUGUGAAUUAUCUAAGUCUGAUAUAAAGGACAUCUACCGAAUAAAGAGUAAGAAAGAGGGUCCAAAUAAUAUGCCCAUAAUAGUAGAGACUGGAUCGACGCUAUUGAAAAAUGAUUUAUUAAAAUCAUGUAAAUCGUUUAAUGUGAAACAUAGAGGGAAAUUAUGUGCCAAAAAUAUGGGAUUCACUGUAAAUGAAGAUACUCCCAUAUUUAUUUUGGAGCAACUAACUGCCAAAGGCUCUAGACUCUUCUUCUUAGCAAGAGACCUCGUCAAGACAAAGUCCUACAAAUUUUGUUGGACUAGCUUUGGUCGGGUUUUCGUCAGAAAAAACGAGCAAACACCAAUCAUUCUAAUUAAAAGUGAAUCGCAAGUUCAUCAUCUGUUGCAAGUAGCAUGA
Diatraea saccharalis (sugarcane borer) is the source of this 876-nucleotide messenger RNA. NCBI's taxonomy places the organism in Eukaryota, Metazoa, Arthropoda, Insecta, Lepidoptera, Crambidae. The record is from the annotation of a GenBank genome assembly.